Megalops cyprinoides (Indo-Pacific tarpon) is the source of this 2817-nucleotide messenger RNA. RefSeq names its product leucine-rich repeat neuronal protein 1-like. Lineage: Eukaryota; Metazoa; Chordata; Actinopteri; Elopiformes; Megalopidae. The transcript is spliced from 2 exons. Gene Ontology annotation, molecular function: protein binding. The record is from RefSeq and is a predicted model, not a curated record. The coding region runs from base 664 to 2817 and encodes 717 amino acids.
GCUGAAGGAGUACGUAGAGAAUCGCUGGCAGUCAGUGAGCGGAUUGCGGGUGGCGAGAUAGAAUUGUUUUCCCUCCCAUUUAACGGGACCAUGCUCUCGAAGCACACAUACGAAUCGCGACGGUCUAGACAGACGAACCUGAUCUCCUUAUAAAUAUUUGCAUAGCCCUAGCUAGGUUUUUUGGUUAGUCACACGUUGUAAUAUAAACACGGUGCAUUUAUUUAUUUAUGUAUAUAUGCACCUAUUGUGAUUUUUUUUUUUUUUUUUUACUGUGCACAGGCGAAACAUAUUUUACUUCUGCGUAAUCAAUUUUGAGCUCGAGCUGCGAAGUGUGAAUGGUUUCUACUCAUUGCUGUUUUAAAGAGGAGAUUGCCAUGCUAACGAGGUGCAUGCAGCGAUCCUGAUAGACCUGAUAGGAAGAACACACGCCAUCCCUGAGUGCAUCAAAAGCAGACAGAGGCACAGAGGAAAAGACAUCUAAUCUUCACCUCCUGCUCAGCACACAUUCAAAGCCACUCCCCACAGUGUAUGAAGUCUAGCGCUGCACAAAUUACAAAUGAACAAUUCAGUUUAAUCACAGCCAUACACCUGCUCUCAAGGUCAUCCCUCACCUCUGGAUUCUAACCCACCUCAGGUGUGUGCAGGUAGACAGGGACAGGUAGCAUGGCAGGUAGGACAGCGUCCUCCUGCGUGCUCAGCCAGCUGUGCUUGGGCCUGCUCCUUUCAUCGGUGGGCUGGUUGCCGGUACAGGCCAAUGAGUGUCCUCAGCUGUGUGUGUGUGAAGUCAGACCGUGGUUCACCCCCCAGUCCACCUACAGAGAGGCUACCACUGUGGACUGCAAUGACCUGCGAUUGACGCGAAUCCCCACUAACCUGUCCAGUGACACCCAGGUGCUCCUGCUGCAGAGCAACUACAUUGCCAGGACCAGCGAGGAGCUGGAGCAGCUCUUCAACCUGACUGAGUUGGACCUGUCCCAGAACAACUUCAGCAGCAUCCGGGACGUGGGUUUAACUAACAUGUCCCAGCUGACCACGCUGCACCUGGAGGAGAACCAGAUCACCGAGAUGUCUGACCACUGCCUACAGGAUCUUACCAACCUGCAGGAGCUCUACAUUAACCACAACCAGAUCAACUCCAUAUCUCCCAAUGCCUUCUCUGGCCUGGGCAAUCUGCUCCGGCUCCACCUCAACUCCAACAGGCUGAGGAUCAUUGACAGCCGUUGGUUCGAAUCUACGCCGAACCUUGAGAUCCUCAUGAUUGGGGAGAACCCUGUUAUCGGGAUUCUUGACCUUAACUUCAAGCCUCUGGUUAACCUCAGGAGCUUGGUGCUGGCUGGGAUGGACUUGACCGAUGUUCCCGGAAAUGCAUUUGUGGGAUUGGACAACCUGGAAAGCCUCUCCUUUUAUGACAACAAGUUAAUUAGAGUGCCGCAGCUCGCCCUGCAAAAAGUUCCAAACUUGAAAUUCUUAGAUUUAAACAAGAACCCGGUACACAAAAUUCAGGAAGGGGACUUUAGGAACAUGCUGAGGCUGAAGGAGCUUGGUGUGAACAAUAUGGCGGAGCUGGUCUCCAUCGAUCGCUAUGCGCUUGACAACCUCCCGGAGCUGACUAAACUGGAGGCCACAAACAACCCCAAGCUGUCCUUCAUUAACCGGCUGGCUUUCCGGGACGUCCCAUCUCUGGAGAGCCUCAUGCUGAACAACAACGCUCUGACCGCCCUCUACCAGAGGACAGUUGAGUCAUUGCCCAACCUGCGGGAGAUCAGCAUCCACAGCAACCCGCUGCGCUGCGACUGUGUCAUCCAGUGGAUGAACUCCAACAAGACCAGCAUCCGCUUCAUGGAGCCCCUCUCCAUGUUCUGCGCCACGCCGCCUGAGUUCCGGGGCCGGCAUGUGAGAGAGGUGCUGUUGCAGGUGACCGCCCGGCAGUGCCUGCCCAUGAUCUCCCAGGACACCUUCCCCAGCCACCUCAGCCUGGAUAUUGGCAUGACCUUUGACCUCGACUGCCGUGCUGCAGCUGAACCUGAGCCAGAGAUCUACUGGGUUACGCCACUGGGGAACAAGGUCACGGAGGACACCUUAUCUGACAAGUACCAACUGAACAGCGAGGGAACCCUGCGUGUCUCUCAUGUACAGGUGGAGGAUUCAGGACGGUACACCUGUGUGGCCCAGAACACAGAGGGUGCCGACACACGGGUGACCACCAUCCGGGUCAAUGGGACGCUACUGGAUGGGGCCCAACUCAUGAAGAUCUCUGUCAAGCAGACAGAGACCCACUCUAUCCUUGUUUCUUGGAAGGUCAACUCCAAUGUCAUGACUUCCAACCUGAAGUGGUCAUCUGCCACCAUGAAGAUUGAUAACCCUCACAUCACAUACACUGCCCGGGUCCCCGUAGAUGUCCAUGAGUACAACCUCACACACCUACAGCCAGCCACUGAGUACGAGGUGUGCCUCACCGUGUCCAACGUUCACCAGCAGACACAGAGGUCCUGCGUCAAUGUCACCACCAAGAAUGCAGCGUUUGCCUUGGAGAUCUCCGACCAGGGUACCAGCACUGCCCUAGCUGCUGUCAUGGGCACAAUGUUUGCUAUCAUCAGCCUGGCUUCCGUUGCGGUCUACAUUGGAAAACGGUUAAAGAGGAAGAACUACCAUCAUUCUUUAAAGAAGUACAUGCAGAAAACUUCCUCCAUCCCCCUGAACGAGCUCUACCCUCCCCUCAUUAACCUGUGGGAGGCAGAUAGUGAGAAGGACAAGGAGGGUGCUUCAGAGACCAAGCCCACCCAGGUCGACACAACAAGAAGCUACUAUAUGUGGUGA